AUGGCUACAGUACCUUCUUCUUCUACUUAUUCUUUACAUCUUACUGAUGCAAAACAGGCUGGGCUUGUUGUUGAUUUGGCCACCUUGGAGGAUCUCCGCUCUGACCAUUGCUUGUGUUUGGUGGGCAAAUUAGCCACUGAUCGUCCUUUUCAUAAAGAGAAUUUCCAGAGUACCAUGCUUCACCUUUGGAAUUUUCUCGAGGUGUUGGCUAUGGAGCCCUGGUCUUUCAAUCAUAUUUUGCUGAUCCUGGCCCCAACUGAUGGUGCAACACCCGUUCGUGAAAUCCCUUUGCAUACUUGUUCUCUCAAGGUUCAUGAUCAUAUGCCUAUUCUUGGUAUGACAGCCACCAUGGCUAAACUCAUGCCACAAUACCCCUAG
Molecule: messenger RNA, 378 nt
Organism: Prunus armeniaca (apricot)
Lineage: Eukaryota; Viridiplantae; Streptophyta; Magnoliopsida; Rosales; Rosaceae
Source: the annotation of a GenBank genome assembly